Nerophis ophidion (straightnose pipefish) is the source of this 559-nucleotide messenger RNA. Its product is annotated as histone H2B 1/2-like. Gene Ontology annotation, molecular function: structural constituent of chromatin; DNA binding; protein heterodimerization activity. The record is from RefSeq and is a predicted model, not a curated record. Gene Ontology annotation, cellular component: nucleosome. NCBI's taxonomy places the organism in Eukaryota, Metazoa, Chordata, Actinopteri, Syngnathiformes, Syngnathidae. The coding region runs from base 6 to 380 and encodes 124 amino acids. The transcript has a single exon.
GAAAAAUGCCUGAGCCAGCUAAGUCCGCGCCCAAGAAGGGCUCCAAGAAAGCCGUCACCAAGGCUGCCGGAAAGGGCAAAGGGAAGCGCAGAAAGACAAGGAAGGAGAGCUACGCCAUCUAUGUGUACAAGGUCCUGAAACAGGUCCACCCCGACACCGGCAUCUCGUCCAAGGCCAUGAGCAUCAUGAACUCCUUCGUCAACGACAUCUUCGAGCGCAUCGCCUCCGAGGCGUCUCGUCUGGCUCACUACAACAAGAGAUCCACCAUCUCUUCCAGGGAGAUCCAGACCGCCGUCCGCCUCCUGCUGCCGGGUGAGCUGGCCAAGCACGCCGUGUCUGAGGGCACCAAGGCCGUCACCAAGUACACCAGCUCCAAGUAAAGUUGCUCUAGUAAAUUCUACAACCCCACCAAAACGGCUCUUUUAAGAGCCACCACAUCAUUCUCAAGAGCAUAUCACUUUGCAUUUGAAAUAUGGUUUAACUCUGUAGUUACCUUGUCAGUAGCUCACAUUGGAUUUAGUUAUUGUAUCAGUCUUUGGGAUUUAGAUAGUAUAUGAAG